AUGGCUGGAUCUGAUCAUAGACCUCUCCUUUGCUCCAUACAGAACACUGCUAGACCAACUCAUACACCCUUCAGAUUUCAGAAUAUGUGGACUCUACAUCUUGAUUUCAUUAAGGAAGUCGAAAACAAUUGGAAUUCCAACCUGAAUGCAGACCCCUGGAUCAGAUUAUGGUUAAAACAAAAGAACUUAGCCUCUCAUCUGAAAAAAUGGAAUUUGAAAAGAUUUGGUAAUGUCAAUGAACAACCGGAGGCCAUCCAAAAAGAAGUUCAUAGUUUGGAGGAAGGCUUACAAAUGGGGAUGAAAUCUGAAUAUGAGGUUCACCAUGCCAAUGAGAGACUCCUUGCACAAAUCAACUACCAUGAAUGUUUCUUAAAACAAAAAGCUGUUGUCACUAAAUUCACUAAUGGUGAUAGAAAUACUAGAUACUAUCAUGUUUGUAUCAAUCAUAGAAUGAAGUGUAACAUGAUCUUAAACAUAACCAAUAUCAAUGGUAGGAAGUUAACCAAUGCAGAAGAUAUAGCUUAUGAUGCAGUCCAACAUUUCCAAAAUUUGUUCACCAAUGAGCUGGAUUUUAGAAGCCCAAUUGAAACUGAGCUGUUCACUAACUGUCAGCAAUAUGUUCAAAAUUUAAAUCUCACUAGUAAUCCUUUGGAAGAUGAGAUAAAAAAAGCCUUAGAUUCCAUUGAUGGUCUCAAAACUGCUGGGCCUGAUGGCUAUACAUCUACUUUCUAUAAAGCCACAUGGGAUAGGACUAAACAAGACAUUAUGCUUGUUGUCCAAAUUUUCUUUCUUGCUAAAGUGGAGGAGGUAGAACAGGCUGUUAAGAAGGCUGAAUUAAGGAUUAAACUGGGUAGGCAGAUAACUGAUAAUGUUUUACUAACUCAAAAGCUUAUAUUGGAUAUUGACAGGCCUUUUAGAGCUGGCAAACUUAUGUACAAGCUUGACCUAUUCAAGGCUUAUGACACCAUUAACUGGAACUUCAUUCUACAAAUCCUCCAAGCUAGAACCUUUAAUAAUCAUUUUUGCCAGAUGAUUUAA
Phalaenopsis equestris is the source of this 1038-nucleotide messenger RNA. RefSeq lists its product as uncharacterized. The transcript has 3 exons. Bases 1 to 1038 code for a protein of 345 amino acids. NCBI's taxonomy places the organism in Eukaryota, Viridiplantae, Streptophyta, Magnoliopsida, Asparagales, Orchidaceae. The record is from RefSeq and is a predicted model, not a curated record.